CAUCCCUAUCUGUUUUCCACAAGUAUUACCUAAAAUGCAAUCGUACAAUUUCCUAGUGAUUUAGCUUUAUUUUCGUUUUGUUGACUUUUGCCUCAAUGGAAAUUGGGAUGGAGGUCGGAGGACUUGCAAACUUUGAACAACAUGGUUUUGCGAGAACCCGAGUUUGGACUAUUGAUCAAAACCCACAGCCUUUGCAAGAAAGCAACAGUUAUAGGGCUUUUGUUGAUUUAAUUCUUAGGCCAUCUGAAGGUGAUUUCAAAUUUUGGCCACAUAGUUUUGAGUUCCGACUGAGGGUUGCUCUGACACCUGGAGGGGAUAUUAUACUUGUAUCACGCAUAAGAAAUACCAAUAAAGAUGGAAAGCCAUUUACAUUUACAUUUGCGUUCCAUACGUACUUCUCUGUUUCUGAUAUUUGUGAAGUGCGGGUUGAGGGGUUGGAGACGAUAGAUUAUUUCGACAAUUUGAAGGGUAAGGAGCGAUGCACAGAACAGGCAGAUGCUCUUACCUUUGAAUCAGAAGUUGACAAGACUUACAUUAGUACGCCCAACAAGAUUGCAAUAAUAGAUCAUGAAAAGAAGAGAACAUAUGUUAUGUGGAAAGAGGGAAUCCCAGAUGCGGUUGUUUGGAAUCCCUGGGACAAGAAAGCCAAAGCCAUUGCUGAUUUUGGCGACGAUGAAUACAAGCAUAUGCUGUGCGUCCAGCCGGCUGUAAUUGAGGAUCCUCUUCCUCUGAAGCCAGGCGAAGAAUGGACAGGCAGACUGCAUAUCUCUGCUGUUCCGUCUAGCUACUGUAGUGGGCAAUUGGAUCCCAAGAGAGUUCUUUAUGGUUGAAGUACAUCAGUGACAGUGAGUGGUGCGUUUUAUUUAGGCACCAACUGUUGCAGUGCAUCUACCUCAUCGUUUUCAGGCAGAGAGUUUCUACCGUUUCUUCUUUUACAUAAUUUCAUUUAUGUUUCUCUUCCCGUUAGAGCUAGAGAAUAACGAUUGCAGAAUAAUGGCCUAAUUUGUUGAUAUGCCGAUGAAAUUUAACUGUUAUCUGCAAGCGAACUUAUAAAGAAAUGAUUAAA
Molecule: messenger RNA, 1066 nt
Organism: Dendrobium catenatum
Lineage: Eukaryota; Viridiplantae; Streptophyta; Magnoliopsida; Asparagales; Orchidaceae
Product: putative glucose-6-phosphate 1-epimerase
Exons: 6
Coding region: 96-830 (244 amino acids)
Biological process (GO): carbohydrate metabolic process
Molecular function (GO): carbohydrate binding; isomerase activity
Source: RefSeq, a predicted model, not a curated record